Scylla paramamosain (green mud crab) is the source of this 4564-nucleotide messenger RNA. RefSeq lists its product as uncharacterized. The transcript is spliced from 16 exons. Lineage: Eukaryota; Metazoa; Arthropoda; Malacostraca; Decapoda; Portunidae. The record is from RefSeq and is a predicted model, not a curated record. Gene Ontology annotation, molecular function: nucleic acid binding. The coding region runs from base 226 to 3999 and encodes 1257 amino acids.
UCAUUAUAUUACCUAAUUUAAUUUAUUUUAAGUAUUUUUCGUUACUAUUUAUUCAUUUAUUUAUUUAACCAUCUAUUAUUUUCUAAUGAUAUAUUUUGACCCCUGCUGUUCACUGUUCAGAAUGGCGGCCUGAGUUGAGCGAGGCUCGAGAGGCGGUGGCUGUCACGUGGCACUCCCCCCAUUAAGGGUUCUCUGUAUAAGUUCCUCCUUCUACUCAUUCCACUGAUGGAACCGCCGGAGAGACGUGAGGGCCACACUACUACGAGCACCGUGAUGCAGAGGCAGCCCUCAGUAAUACUGACCCCUGCAAAGCAACCACCUCCCAGAGGUGCUGUGCCAGAGCUCAGCAGUUUGGGUCAGCUCAUCCUGGCUUCCCUUAUAAGUGCCACUCCACCACCACAGCCUCUUAGAAGAGUUGAUCCCAACACCUACUAUAGAGAGGUAUAUAUGAGACAGUUUCGGGCUGAACCUGAAGCACAAGCAGGAUGCACACAGCCUUACCUUUCCCAGACCGAGGCUGAUAGAGACCAGAGUGAUUAUGGCACAUCAUUGGGUCCCUUGCCUCAUGCUCCUGUAGGCAAGAUAAUGGAGAGGACAAUUUCAGACUUGAACAACUCAGUGUUUAGGUCGGAGGUAGAUGUUGGAGAGCAGAAUGAUGCUGACCAUGAUGUGCAGCAGGAUCCCUCUUCAUUCCCUAACAUGGACUCUCAAGAUUGGGGAGGAGUAGAGAGAAACUAUUUAGUCUCUAGGAAUCAUACAUCACCACAGGACAGAGAGGUUUUUGUAAACAAAACUGGCUUGUCUAGUCUUCAAAGCAAUAUGUGCAAGAGCAGCAAGAUGCUAGUACCAAGAGUACUAAAUAGAGUGAUUUUUUCUCAGAACAGCUGUGUACAAAACCCACAUAAUGAGGUUAUAGCCAAGUCAGUGAAAUUUUGCAGCCCUUCUACUGCUGCCUUAGUAGUAUCUGAUACCCAUCCUGCUGAUUUGAUAGAUCACAAUGAGCUUGAUGCAGUUGAUCCCCACCUCUUUGAUUUAUCACUAUCACCUAUAUUAGAUUUACCUCCAUAUGAAGGAGAAAACACCAUCAGUCUCCAAGCUCAGUUAAACAACAAUGCCACAGUUCUCACAGAAGCAACUUCAUGUCCUGAAACAGCAAAUGAAAGUGAAAACAUAAUUCCAUUUAGUGAUCAAGAAAACGAUGCUAGAGCUGAAGUUGCUUUAAACAUAAGCAUAACGAAAGAAAUAACUUCUGAUCCACAUUAUUUACAGAAUCAACAAAAUUUAUAUCCUGGAGAGGGUGAAAUCAUUACACACGAGGAGAUAGGAGAUCAAAAGGAUUUAGUAGAUUUAGAAAAAAAUAAAGUUACAUUUGUUUCCUCAUCUAAUGCCACAUUGUAUACUGACAACCAAAGAAGCCCUACUGAGGAGCAGAACUACAGAUUACUAAAUGCUGCUGUUGGAGAAAAUUCAAAGUCCCUUGAGGAAAAUACAGAAUUAGGAGGUCAUUGUAGCAUGAAUGAGAACAUAAGCAUGCCUAGUAUUCUUACUGGUAUUAUUUCUCAUGUGAAGGCUAUUGAUGCAGAACAGGAAGAAGAAUUACCUGCUGCUAAUAAGCAUACAGACUCAGAUGUAAAAGCUCAUCCACUUACCAUGGAGAGUGUGAAUAAGCUUAAUGGAAAUACUAAUGGCAUUAUUGAACAUGAGAGUGAGAGUUCUGAAAAAAGUGCAAAUACGAAUUUAGAAGUCCAGAAGGCUUGGAAUGAGAGUGUGGAUAUAUUUGAUGAAAACACAGAUGUCACACUUCAGAAUAAGAUCCAAGAAUGUAAAAAUAAAGAGAAACUGUGUGCUGAAAUGAAAGAUAUGGCCUUAAAAUCUAAAGAUGUUGAAGCAAUAAAUGAAAGUGCAAUAAUUUUCUAUACAACCUGUGAUGCAACUCAAUACAACGAGUUUACUGGUGAAGAGCAGAAAAAUAUCACUCAUAAUAAGGUGUCAGAUAAAUCUGAAAUUUCACACAAGACAGAUACCAGAUCACAGAUAAUUAGGAGUUCAGAACAUAUUAGAGCCCAAGACAGAAUUAUGACACCAAAAAAACCCACCUUCAGGGCACCUUACAAGAUUGUUUCUGAGUCACCAAUUACUGGCUACCCACUAGACAGAAGAAAUAUUACAUCAACACCAAAAGAGACACAACAGAAGAAAAUCCUCAGGUAUGGUAGUGGAUACUCAUCUGACACUAGUGAUGGAAUCAGGAACACCAGUGAUUGUAAGUCCAAACACUUCACAACAAAUGGUGAUACAAGCCCAGGAGAACAAAACCCAGCUCUGUGCCUGAAUUUAGUUGAUAAAAAGCCUGAAUUCAAGCCAAAAUUUAUAAGUAAAUUGAGCUCCUUUAAAUUUUCUGUUGAUUACAUGAAAAAGAAACAGAAUGAUGGUCAGUUAUACCUCAAGGAAAAAAAAUCAUUUGAAGCUACAAAGCACCUAUCAUCAAAAUCCAAAAUCACAAUACAAGAAUCUUUAAAUCUCUCAGAGUCAUCCACAGUAAAACCAGAUAUAUGUAAAACUACUGGAUUCAUGCAUUCAGAGGUAAAACAUAAGUCUGAGAGCAGUUUCACCAAGAUAACAGAUGAACUGGAGAGUAGCAAGUCAGAUGUGAUUCAAGAAAUCAAUGUGUGUGCAACAACUUCAAAAAAAGCAGCUAACAUGGUUGAUAGUGGUGAUGCAUACCACAAUACUGCUGAUAAGUAUGCCAGAAAGUUAGAUAAAUUCAGAUUUAAUAAAGACCUGUCAGUUAGCCCUGCAGUGAGUGGAGAUAUCCCAGGAACAAAAAAGAGCUGCAGCUUUCAGAUUAGCUUGGAGGCCAGUGAAAAAGUAAACAGUUAUGUGAAAGUAAAGGGUUUAGCCAAAAGAAAGAAGGAAAACCAAGAGCAUGUGACUGUCAGGAAAAGAAAUAAGAAUAUUACUGAAAGUCACUCUCCUUGCUGGCCAAAUGAUGACAGUAAAAAGACAAGAAAAAGAAAGUCCAGUAGUUCUAGCAAGAAUUCAUCUGAAAGUUUGUUAGCAAAGAAAAGCAAAGAUGCUAAAGAAUGUUCAAGCAGUUGUAAGAAUGAGAGUGAGGGCAAGAGUGACAAAAAUUAUUCUGUUCUUAAAGAUUGUUCGCAGGGAUUUGUGAAUUUACCACAGCAGAUGCUUGGGAAUGAGGCUCAGCUCCUGGCAGUGUCAAAAUAUCUUACUAGUGCUCAAGAGUUCUGCAUAACCCUCCUUUAUAGGGAUAAUUCUUCUCAGUUGCGAGAGAGGGUAUCAGGGGGCAGGAAGCAGCAUCCUGGUAGUGGCCAAGUGACUGGUUUUGCCCUAAGAGCUACUUGGGCUGCAGAUUCUGCUCCUCCACAUGACCUACUUCCCACAGCUCACAGUGGAGAGCUGACUGAGUGUCAUGGUGACAGCCUCAGCCAAGAGUGUGGUAAUGGCAGAACAUCAUUCCUAAGCAACAACAAAAUUUCAGCAGUGUAUAAAGUCUCUCUUGGCAUCAACUUUAACAAGGAAGAAAUCAGGUCUGUGGUGAACUGCAUCAUGAAUAGUGAGGCAUGCAAGAUUGGUUUUGAUGCGCAGGAGUCUAUCACCUUCCUGGUAGAAAAGCUUGAGAUCGAUCAUAGGGAAGUCAUCAGUUCAUGGGUAAUUCUGGAUCCCAAGAUUGGUGGGUGGUUGAUGAACUCAGAUCAUCCUCCCAUUACUUUCCAGCAGACAGCAAUUGCUCUCAAGGUUUCUCUUCCUCAGGCAGAGGUUGGCAAGCGACCUGAGGAGGAGAUCAAUAAAGAUAUGGAGGCACUGAGCCUUGUAGCUGCUGUUCUCCAUGCCCGGCUUGUCCAACUCAGUCUGUGGACCAUCUUCCUACACCUGGAGAUGAGGAUCACACCAAUUCUAGCUGUCAUGGAGUUAAGGGACAUCCGGGUGGACAGGGCCAUCCUCAAAGCAAAUAGGACAGAGGCUCAAGCUCAAGAUUGAGGAAGUAGAGCGGCGAUGUCACCAGGUUUCUGGCUCAGUGUUUAAUGUUGCUUCUCAUGCCCAGUUACGUUCUGUGCUUUAUCAAGAGUUGAAGCUAGAUGUGAAGGCAGGAGUGGCUGUCCCUCGUACUACUAAGGGACAGAAGAGCACUCGUGAGGCAGCUCUUGGCCGUUUAAGAGACCUCCACCCAUUGCCUGGUCUUGUGCUUCAACACCGCCUUCUCAAUAAACUCAAGGACAACAUACGUGGAUGGGAUCCUUGCCUGCCUGCAUGGCUCUUGUGUGCGGGCUGCCUGGGAGCAGACAUCAGCUUCCACAGGACGUAUCCAGUGCCACCAUCCCAACUUGCAAAAUAUACCCAAGCAGCCUGUCACAGUGGAAGUUGAUGGCAGUGAGGUGGUGGUAAGGGCACGGGAAUGCUUCUGCAGCCGGGAAGGACAUGUGUUGGUGUCAGCUGACUUUCAGCAGACUGAGUUAAGAGUGCUUGCUCAUCUCUCUCAGGAGGCUGAGUUAUUGGCAGGAUUCAGGCAGUCCAAUAACACAGAUAUCUUUAAGCAACUCACAGC